Molecule: messenger RNA, 1620 nt
Organism: Saccharomycodes ludwigii
Lineage: Eukaryota; Fungi; Ascomycota; Saccharomycetes; Saccharomycodales; Saccharomycodaceae
Gene: DBP3
Product: RNA-dependent ATPase DBP3
Exons: 1
Coding region: 1-1620 (539 amino acids)
Biological process (GO): rRNA processing
Cellular component (GO): nucleolus
Molecular function (GO): ATP binding; RNA helicase activity; RNA binding
Source: RefSeq, a predicted model, not a curated record
AUGGCUAAAGAUCACGUAAAGGACCAUAAGAAGAGAAAACAUGACAAUGAUGAAGAAGUUCUUAAAUCCAGCGAUAGUUUAGAACCAAAGAAAAAGAAGGAUAAAAAACACAAGAAGGACAAAAAACACAAGAAAGACAAAAAAGAAAAGAAAGAUAAAAAGGAAAAGAAAAAUCAAGAAGGAGAAAAAGACUCAAUAAAAGAGAAUGUCGAAGAACAAACUAAUAAUUUGCAAAAAAAAACUUCUUCUACUGGUGAAUAUGUUGAAAGUCCUGAGUUGUCCUCUAUUCCACAAUCUGAAAUAGAUAAUUUCUUCACAGAAAAUGAAGCUAAUGUGGAAGACCCAUUAAAGUUGAAUUUCCGUCCAUUGCUGUCGUUUGAUCAUAUUUCCUUGGAGAAAAAUAUUCAAAAAGAGAUUUCUAAAUUUCCGAAACCAACACCUAUCCAAGCUAUUUCUUGGCCAUAUUUAUUAAAUGGUAACGAUGUUAUUGGUGUUGCUGAGACAGGUAGCGGUAAAACUUUUGCUUUUGGUGUUCCAGCUAUUAACAGGUUAUUAACUUUCCCCUCUUCUUCUUCUAAUGGUAGUAAUAAUGGGAUCAAGGUACUAGUUAUUUCACCUACCAGGGAAUUAGCUUCUCAAACUUAUGAUAAUUUAGUUGUAUUAACUGAAAAAGUUGGGUUACAAUGCUGCUGUGUUUAUGGAGGUGUUCCAAAAGAUGCUCAAAGAGCUCAACUAAAAAAAUCGCAGGUUGUAGUUGCUACACCAGGUAGAUUAUUAGAUUUGAUCGAGGAAGGUUGUUGUGAUUUGUCUCAAGUCAAUUACCUAGUGCUGGAUGAGGCUGAUAGAAUGCUAGAAAAAGGUUUUGAAGAAGAUAUUAAGAGAAUUAUUAGCAAUACACCAUCACACGGUCGCCAAACUUUAAUGUUUACUGCAACCUGGCCCAAAGAAGUCAGAGAAUUAGCUUCGACAUUUAUGAAUUCCCCAGUCAAAGUUUCUAUUGGUAAUAGAGAUGAAUUAAGCGCCAACAAAAGAAUUACUCAAAUAGUUGAAGUUAUUGCGCAACCAGAAAAGGAAAGAAGGUUACUUGAAUUAUUGAAAAAGUACCAAUCCGGCGCUCACAAGGACGAUAAAGUUUUAAUUUUUGCUCUUUAUAAAAAGGAAGCCUCACGUGUUGAAAGAAACUUGAAAUACAGGGGUCAUAAUGUAGUUGCUAUUCACGGUGAUUUAUCUCAACAGCAAAGAACUCAAGCAUUGAACGAUUUUAAAAAGGGGAAAUCAAAUUUGUUAUUGGCUACUGACGUUGCAGCUAGAGGUUUAGAUAUCCCUAACGUUAAGACUGUUAUUAAUUUAACUUUCCCACUAACAGUUGAGGAUUAUGUCCACCGUAUUGGCAGAACAGGCAGAGCUGGUCAAAAAGGUACUGCUCAUACCUUAUUUACCGAUUUAGAAAAGCAUCUGGCUGGUGGAUUGGUUAAUGUGUUGAAUGGUGCUAAUCAACCAGUUCCGGAGGAGUUAAUGAAAUUUGGUACUCAUACCAAAAAGAAGGAACAUAGUGCUUAUGGUGCAUUUUUUAAAAAUGUUGAUUUAUCAAAGAAACCUAAGAAGAUCACUUUUGAUUAA